CUAGCUGGCUACUACGCUUCGGACACCCUCCAUCUUGUAGAUACCGCAGCUAAUCAAGGUUUGUCUGAAAGGAAACUUACCUAACAGGGCUUGGGGGGAUUCGUCGCAAAUACACGUACAUGAAACAUGAGCGCACUGAAUGUAAAAAAGCUCAAAGUCAACGAGCUGAAGGAAGAGCUCCAGCGUCGCGGCCUGGACACUCGUGGGUUGAAGGCGGAUCUGGUGGACAGGCUGCAGGCGGCACUUGAGGCCGAGGCCGUCGGAGAUGGUCAGCAAGACUGCGAUGCGGGCGGGGAGACCGGCGAAGGAGAAUAUCGAGACGAAGAGCUUGCCAGGGAAGAGCUGGAUAACAGUGGAAAGGACAUGCCCCAGUAUGAGGAUCCAUACCUGGAAGAGGACGAUGACGUCCAGGGCAACGCCCAUGCCGAGGAUGACAACAGCAACGAGAACGGCACCGAGGUCCCCAUCCCUGGCUUCGGAACAACUGACUUCACCUCUGAUGACGUGGGGCCCCAGGACCAGGGCUAUGGGCAGCAGAUCCAGCAGGCUUGCAGCGAACCGCAGCAGCAGUAUGGGGGGUCGGAAGGAGAGCAGAGCUAUGAGGAGCCCAUGGUGCCACAGGGCUUCGAGGGUCCGGAGCUGAGCCAGGAGUGCAAGGAUUCAGCCAUAGUGCAGAAGCAAUACGAGGAACCACAACAGAAGCCGGUGGUUGAGGAGCCAGAGGCCGAUCAUGGACAAGCUCAGGAACAGGAGGCCCAGGAAGAAGAUGCCUAUGAAGCCAAACCGGAGGCCAUGGCGGACGAGGACAGGCCUCAGCAGGACACCCCAGCCAGCACGUGGGCACCUCCGGAGGGAGACCAGGCAGCACAAAUCAGAACAGAAGAUGACCGAUGUGAGCAGACCAGAGCAGAUGACGACCGAUGUGCCUCUUAUGGCCGCAAGAGAUCGUACGAUGACGGCGGCCGUGGAUACAGUUACUAUGAGCAUCGUGAGGACAGAAGGGGACGAUCGCCCCAGCCUCCGGCCGAGGAAGAGGAGGAAGACUUUGAUGACACCCUCGUAGCCAUUGACACUUAUAACUGCGACCUGCAUUUCAAGGUGUCCCGUGACCGAUACAGUGGCUACCCACUCACCAUAGAAGGUUUCGCAUACCUGUGGGCAGGGGCACGAGCUUCCUACGGUGUCACCAAAGGACGCGUGUGCUACGAAAUGAAGAUCAAUGAGGAGAUCUCUGUAAAGCACCUCCCUAGCAGUGAGCCGGAUCCACAUGUGGUGAGAAUUGGCUGGUCUCUGGACUCCUGUAGCACCCAACUUGGAGAAGAAGCCUUUUCCUAUGGCUAUGGUGGAACGGGAAAGAAAUCCUCCAACUGUAAAUUUGAGGACUAUGGCGAGAAGUUUCAUGAAAAUGAUGUCAUCGGCUGCUACAUUAACUUUGAGAGUGAAGAGCAAGCGGAGAUAGCAUUCUCCAAGAACGGCAAGUGGCUGGGGGUGUGCUACCAUGUCUCCCUGGAAGAGCUGGCUGGCCGGCCCCUCUUCCCACACGUCCUGGUGAAGAACUGCGGGGUGGAAUUCAACUUUGGUCAGAAAGAGGAGCCCUUCUACCCUCAACCUGAGGGCUACACCUUCAUCCAGCAGGUGGCACUGGAGGACCGAGCCAGAGGCACAGUGGGGCCGGCUACCAAGGGAGAUUGUGAGAUCCUGAUGAUGGUGGGCCUCCCAGGCAGCGGAAAAACUACCUGGGCUGCCAAGCACUCUGAGGAGAAUCCGGAAAAGAAGUUUAACAUCCUGGGCACCAACGCCAUAAUGGAGAAGAUGAAGGUGAUGGGGCUUCGCCGCCAGAGGAACUACUCUGGUCGCUGGGACGUGCUCAUCUCGCAGGCCACGCAGUGCCUCAACCGUCUCAUUCAGAUCGCCGCCCGCAAGAAGCGGAACUACAUCCUGGACCAGACAAAUGUAUAUGGAUCAGCCCAGAGACGAAAAAUGCGUCCUUUUGAAGGGUUCCAACGCAAGGCUAUUGUAAUUUGUCCCACGGAUGAGGAUUUAAAAGAGCGAACGUUAAAGCGAACUGAUGAGGAAGGGAAGGAUGUGCCCGAUCAUGCUGUGUUAGAAAUGAAAGCCAAUUUCGUGCUGCCGGAGGCCGGUGACUUCCUGGACGAGGUGAUCUUCAUUGAGCAGCAGCGCGAGGAGGCUGACGCGCUCGUCAAGCAGUACAACGAGGAGGGCCGUAAGGCCGGCCCCCCACCGGACAAGCGCUACGACAACCGUCAGGGUGGAUUUCGUGGCCGAGGCAGUGGAUUCCAGCGCUAUGAUAACCACAGUGGCCCACAGGGAGGCCGGGGCAGCUACCAGAACCGCGGUGGUUCCGGAGGAGGCAGCUAUCGCGGAGGAUACAACCGUGGUGGCUACAACCAGAAUCGCUGGGGGAACAACUACAGGGAUUCAGGCAGUCGGGGAGGCUACAACCGCAACCCACAACAGGGAGGCAGCUACAACCAUAGCCGCCAGGGCUCCUACAAUAAAGGUGGCAGUGCGGCAAGUGGCAGCUACAGUCAGUCUCAGCCUCAGAGCUACAAUCAAGGCUACAACCAAGGUUACAACCAAGGAAACUACAACCAGGGAUACAACUAUGGAAGCUACAGCCAGUACCCAGGAUAUAGCCAGGGCUACAGCCAGGCACCUGCCACCACAGGCCAGACUUACAACCAGCAGCAGCAGCAGAAUUACAACCAACAAUACCAGCAGUAUGCUCAGCAGUGGCAGCAGUAUUACCAGAACCAGAGUCAGUGGAACCAGUACUACAACCAGUACGGCAACUACGGCAACUAUGGCAACCAGCAGAGUUCCCAGGGCUCCCAGGGCACACAGCAGUAGCCUGCCCCCACCUCAACUCUCCACACCCGUUCUGUCAGCGCAUUCCUCCGCCCUCUUUUUUACAGUGUCCAUCUUCACCCUCGCCAGUCUUCCUUCGCUCUCCCCUGUGCUAAAAGUUAACUAAGGUUUUUUUUCUCCCCCCCCCCCCUUAUUUUUAAGUUAUUAGCCUUAAAGCAUUGCUUUUGCGUCCCAUUUAAUGUUUAGUUUUGGUGGCGGUGGUCUGCUUUGCUUUUCAAGUAUUAUGUUAACACAGAGAUUAACCCUCAUUCCCUAGGCAAUAUUUAUAAAUGGGAAGUGGGCGGUUUGAAAAGGGUAGCGAUGCAUCAUGCUGUUUUCUCCAAAUUCUGUACACUCAACUGUGCUUUAAAUGCCGUAUGGUCGAGACAGAUAAUUAUAGUGGGGGCUCCUACACCGUUGAAUUUGCUUUUGAUCGGUUUUAAUGGUUUUAUAUGUAGAAAAUUGUUUUGCUCUGCUGAUUUAUUUCUGUCUUUUAAGAACCACAUUUUUAUUUUUUUUUAAAUAGAUUUUGUGUAGUCUCCUUUUAAGACCUUGGGCCAACAUUUAGCUUCAUGCGUUUAAUAACACAAUCUUGUUCUGCAUAGGUAUAAGUGGAAGAUUUUAACAGCAUCAUUUUUCUUAGCUCUUUAACUGAUUUUGCAUACCUGUGGAGUUUACCCAUUACAUCUUUGUUUUUUAUACCAUUCUUAAAAUGCCUUACUGGGCUGCUUUCACAUCUGUCUCCCUUGUAUCUCCAGUUUAGUGAGCAUAACCAGUUCAUUUUGUGGUUGUAAAAGUUUUUAUAUCUUGUACUAUGUUUGUAAAAGAUAUCUGCAUGUGGUUUUGUGUCCAAUCAAACUCAAUGUUUUUUGUAUCCGAGAAUAUAAUCUGAAGUGUAUACGUGUAAGUCGUUUUCUGGCGCAAAACUGAUCUGUUCCAAUUUACUGUUGGUAAAAAAAAAAUUCUUUUCACAUUA
This is a messenger RNA of Electrophorus electricus (electric eel), 3844 nucleotides long. RefSeq names its product heterogeneous nuclear ribonucleoprotein U-like 1 like (gene hnrnpul1l). Gene Ontology annotation, biological process: alternative mRNA splicing, via spliceosome. NCBI's taxonomy places the organism in Eukaryota, Metazoa, Chordata, Actinopteri, Gymnotiformes, Gymnotidae. Gene Ontology annotation, molecular function: RNA binding; protein binding. Gene Ontology annotation, cellular component: nucleus. The record is from RefSeq and is a predicted model, not a curated record.